Molecule: messenger RNA, 2609 nt
Organism: Larimichthys crocea (large yellow croaker)
Lineage: Eukaryota; Metazoa; Chordata; Actinopteri; Sciaenidae
Product: dihydropyridine-sensitive L-type skeletal muscle calcium channel subunit alpha-1
Exons: 17
Coding region: 186-2609 (807 amino acids)
Biological process (GO): calcium ion import across plasma membrane
Cellular component (GO): membrane; voltage-gated calcium channel complex
Molecular function (GO): high voltage-gated calcium channel activity
Source: RefSeq, a predicted model, not a curated record
GCUCAGUCAAAUCAUCAGCGAGAAACAGGGUGAGAGAGAAGUUUGAAACAAAUUGAGAGGGUUCAUGAAUGAGUGGACAGAUCUAGCCAACAAGAUUACUACAUUUUGACAGAAAAACAAACAGACCUUUUGGAAUACUACUUCUAAUCUUCUAAUUCACGCUUUCACAACUCUCUAAAGCCACGAUGACAGACAGCAGCAGUGCCCCACUGUCGUCCUACAUCAUGGAUGAGGAAACUCUGAAAAGAAAACAGAAGGAGAAGCUGAAGAAGCUGAUGGCUACAGGAGGCAACCCAAGGCCUGUACGCUCUCUCCUCUUCUUGACACUAAAGAAUCCCUUCCGCAAGGCAUGCAUCAGUAUUGUGGAAUGGAAACCUUUUGAAAUCAUAAUCCUACUGGCCAUCUUCGCCAACUGUGUGGCCCUGGCUGUGUACUUGCCCAUGCCUGAAGAAGACAGCAACAACACCAACAGCAACUUGGAAAGCUUGGAGUACAUCUUCCUCAUCAUCUUCUCUAUAGAGUGUUUCCUGAAGAUUGUUGCCUAUGGAUUUCUUUUUCAUGCAGAUGCUUACUUAAGAAAUUGCUGGAACAUAUUGGACUUUGUUUGUGUAUCUGUUGGCCUGUUCACUGUGGCUGUGGAUGCCAUUAACCACAUCAGUGGAGUGGAGGCUCCAGUAGGAGAAAAGGGUGGUGGCUUUGACAUGAAAGCUCUGCGGGCAUUCAGAGUCCUCCGACCACUCAGAUUGGUCUCUGGAGUCCCCAGUCUACAAGUAGUGAUGAACUCCAUCCUGAAGUCCAUGCUGCCUCUUUUUCACAUCACUCUACUGGUCCUUUUCAUGGUCACCAUUUACUCCAUUAUGGGAUUGGAGCUCUUCAAGUGCAAAAUGCACAAGACCUGCUACUACACAGGCACAAACAUCAUUGCUACAGUACAGAAUGAGAAGCAGGCUCCAUGUGCCCAAGCAGGGAAUGGACGCCGUUGUACCAUAAAUGGUACAGAGUGCCGAGCUGGCUGGCCAGGGCCAAACCAUGGAAUAACCCACUUUGACAACUUGGGCUUUUCCAUGCUAACUGUCUACCAGUGUAUCACCACACAAGGGUGGACCGAUGUCCUCUACUGGGUAAAUGAUGCUAUAGGAAUGGAAUGGCCAUGGAUCUAUUUCACCACACUCAUCCUGGUUGGCUCCUUCUUUGUGCUCAACUUGGUUCUGGGUGUGCUCAGUGGUGAGUUCACAAAAGAGAGAGAGAAGGCCAAGUCCCGUGGAGAGUUUCAGAAGCUGAGGGAAACCCAGCAGCUGGACGAGGACCUCAAGGGCUAUAUGGAGUGGAUCACACAAGCUGAGGUCAUCGACAAUGACCAAGAGGGACAUGGCCUGCUCACCACGGAAAAUGGCGGAUCAGAGACUGGAAGUGUUAGCAAAAUGGAUACAAUGCAGCUUAUCAUCUAUCACUAUAAGCUGGCUCGUAAAUGGAAUCGUUGGUUGCGGCGUAAAUGCAGAGUGUAUGUAAAGUCCAGACUGUUCUACUGGUGGGUGAUUGUGCUUGUCUUCUUCAAUACCCUGGCCAUUUCAACAGAACACCACAAGCAGUCUCAGAGACUCACAAACUGGCAAGACAAUGCCAACAAGCUACUGCUAUCUAUGUUUGCCCUUGAGAUGUUCAUCAAGAUGUAUGCUCUAGGCUUGCCCUCCUACUUCAUGUCUCUCUUCAAUCGCUUUGACUGCUUUGUGGUGUCCACUGGCAUUAUGGAGCUCAUUCUUGUCCACAUGGGCAUCAUGUCAGUCAUGGGCAUUUCUGUGCUACGCUGCAUACGCCUACUUCGGCUUCUCAAAGUCACCAGGUAUUGGACAUCUCUCAGCAAUCUGGUGGCUUCCCUUUUGAACUCAGUCCGUUCCAUUGCCUGUUUGCUGCUGCUCCUCUUCCUUUUCAUUGUAAUCUUCUCCCUGCUGGGUAUGCAGGUGUUUGGAGGGAAGUUCAACUUUCCCAACCAACCCAAACCUCGCAGCACCUUUGACAGCUUUCCUCAGGCCCUCAUAACUGUGUUCCAGAUCCUGACAGGUGAGGACUGGAAUGCUGUUAUGUAUGAUGGCAUAAUGGCUCAUGGAGGACCCAGCAUGCCCGGUAUCCUAGUCAGCAUCUACUUCAUCAUCCUCUUUGUUUGUGGAAAUUUCAUCCUUCUAAAUGUCUUUCUGGCCAUUGCUGUUGAUAAUUUGGCAGAGGCUGAGUCACUAACUUUGGCACAGAAAGAGAAAGCAGAGGAGAAGAAACGCAAGAAAGCACUCAGGGCCAACAUGCCUGAUAGGAUGUCAGAGGAGAAAGCAAAUCUGGUAAAGAAGUUGGCUGAGCAAAGGGCUAAAGGUGUAGAGGGCAUCCCAACCACUGCCAAGCUCAAAAUCGACGAGUUUGAGUCCAAUGUCAAUGAAAUCAAAGACCCUUUCCCUCCAGCAGACUUUCCUGGUGAUGAUGAGGAGGAGGACCCAGAGAUCCCAGAAAGCCCCAGACCUAGGCCAAUGGCAGAUCUACAGUUGAAGGAGGAGGCAGUACCAAUGCCGGAAGCCAGCUCAUUUUUUAUCUUUGGACCUCAGAACAAGUAUGAUGCUAUUAAUUGA